AUGUGUACAGUUUACAACAACGCAGAACUGAGAUACUUUAGGUUGGCCAAAGGUGUAAUAGAUUACUCAACUUGUGCGUUGAGAAAAGUUUUUAAAGAAGAAUGGAAUUAUCUUUAUCCUUCUACGCCAUGGCAAAAUGACGGAACGAGCGUUUCCCAGUUGCUCGAUGAAGAAAAAGUACAACUGAGAGCGAGAAAUUCUCGACUGUACGAUCCAGCAUUUUCCAGCGGAUACCAUCAAGCCGUAAGAGAUCAACUGUCGUGUGGCAACGUCGAGGAAUGGGACGUAACAGCGCUGGUUUUUGCGUUGUGUCACUCUCAAGCUUUACGCGGAAUACGUUGUGGUUCUCGCUGGAGAUUACUAAACGACGCCAUUCAUGAUAUAAAGGAGGUUAGAAACACGGUGCUUUCACAUGCUCCUAAAGCAUCGAUUUCUCGGCGAAAGUUUAGGAGAAACUUCGAUAUCGUGGUCCAAGCUGUGGAACACUUGCUGACUAGCUCAGAUCCCUUGGUUGAAAAACUGAAGAAGUUGCGGAGCGAGACAGAAUUCGUAACGGAAGAUCUCGAGAGGUAUCUACUUGUGCUUGAAAAACAUCUUGAAAGAUUAGAAUAUAAAUUCAACAUAUCUGCAACAAAAAGCGAAACAGCAGAAGAUCACCUGUCACACUCUGAAAACAGCAAAAUCCUUGCAAAAUUUUGUCUUCGAAUGGAAAGGCUAGAAAGGGAAUUUUCAAGCCCUGUUGACUUGGCGCCUGCACGCACGAAACCGGCGAUUUUCCGGAGCGCUAGAUACAUUCGUCUGAUCAACGAAUCCAGCUCCAUGUUUUACAAUUUUCGUUGGGAAGGACUAGACACAUUUCUCCGAAGUUUCAAUGACGAUGAAGAUAUGCAACUGGUUGCUAGUAUUCAAGCUGCCCUUUCACUCAGUCAUCAGUCGAGAAAGGAUGAGAGUUUAGAAAUGCUGAAUGGGCUUAUUCCAAAAGCUUUAACUGCGAAACAUGGGUAAGUUAAAUCAAAGCAGUUUCUUAGAUAUUAUAAAGAAACUUGUAAAUAUGAAUGUGCCCAAGCAACAGUAGAAUGAGAGACAGUUUGAAGCGAAUUUGUUAGCCUGCGUAGCUGGCAGAGAAACGCUGUCGCUUUUUGGCGGCAGAGCCGCGAAAAGUUUGGGAGCUUCGCCGCUCGCGAAAACCGCUCGAGAUUCCGCCAUCAAGAAAAUAACCCGUGCAUAGAGAAAAUACACCAGCUACGCAGGCUACGAAUUUUUGAGAGUUUUCAUGUCAGAGCCCAAGAAUCAAUAUUUUAGGCCGAUAGCCCUAACGUCGGAACGGUUUCUGUCCACUUUGUUUUACUGAAAGUUGGUUGAUGUUAGGAAAAACACUAGGAUGUCUACACUACUCCUUACGAUUUUGCGACUACCGCCUCACGAAAUUGUGACAAAGCUCGUGAUUUCCAUAAAGCAUGGCAUUUUGAUUUUCCGAAGUCAAUCACCGUGGAGGUUUUGACAGAUGGACGUCUUACCUUCAAAAAGACAACUACGACAACUUAAAAUCAUCUCGAAAUAUGUUUGCCCUCAUCAUUUCACUUUAAAGUUGAAAGAGUAAUUUGUUUGAAAUAUUAAGAAACACUAAAACCCCCGUUUUUAUCGUUUUGACAUUUACUUAAUUUCUUUUCUUUUAAAUGCUUGCAGAGUUGUACUACACGCCCGAAUAAAGAUUAACAAAGCGUAUGUUUUACACGAUCGAGGUAAAGAUGAUGAAGCCAUGAAAGAGGCAGAUGAGGCAGAAAUUAUGCUAAGCCUUGGAGAGUGUCAUGAGGACAUUGCUGAAGUUAACUACGCAAAAGCCAAUAUCAUUCUAUCCUCAGGGAAAAACAGUAAAGAGGAUCGCGAACGCAUUUUACAUCACUUGGAUAAAUGUUUCCAUUUCUGUGAAGAAGCUACUGUCAAUAAAAGUAUGACAGUUGUUCAAGCCAAGAUUCGCAAGGCACUUUUUCAUUUAGGCUAUUACCAGCAUGACAUCUUAGAAGAGGAGCCAAGCUCAUUAGAUGUCAGUAUUGCAGAGAAUAUUUUCAACGGCAUUGCGAAGCAGUCUGAGCCAAUUGCAGAAAGAAGCAAAGUAUACCUCAUGUACGGUCAAUCAUUGCUGGCCUAUCGGCAAGGUGACAUAAGGAUGGCAAGAGAACUUGAGAGUAAAGUUAGAAAAAAAUGUGAGCGACAUCUGCUGGGCUUCGAGAUCCAACAACUUGAUAAUCUGAAAGCCUUGGUGCAAGGAAAAGCAAAAUAAGAGUGGUAGAAUUGAGUCGCUUUCUUGUGCAACUACUGACCUGUAACAGUUCUUCCUGUAUUUAACAACAUUUUUGGAAGACUCUUAGCCUUUCAGAUUGAUGACUUCUAUCGAGCAAUCUUGUCGGACUUUGUUAGCUCUUACUGGAGGUAUUAUAGCUGCUAAUCAUCCUUGCUAAGAAUGAACGAAGACUGGAGGAGGAUGCCGGACAGAGGGGAGCUGGUUGCAAUGGUCUCCAUGGAUUUAUCCAAGGCGUUUGAUGUCAUCCGACCUCCAUUACUUCUUGCCAAGCUCAAGGCCUAUAUAUGGCGUAGACGUGGAAAGCUGUGCCCUUCUUAAAGAUUGCCUAUCAGACAGGUCUCAGUUGGUGAAGGUUGGGGACACAUUCUCUAGCUGGGAAAGUGUUAAACAAGGAAUUCCAAAGGGUAGCGUUUUGGGAUCCCUACUGAUCAUUAUUUUAUAAAUGAUCUGUUUUUCCAUGUUACGCAAACUAAAUUAAACGCUUACGCCGAUGAUCAUCAGAUCAACCACUCUGAUGUGGACCCACUUGUUCUAGAUAGGUACAUUUGUAAUGACGUCCAAAUGGCAAACUAAUGGUACAGCCAAAAACUGCAUGAUCGUGAACGCAAAGAAACACCAAGCAUUAAUUAUUGGUCAAACUGACCGCAAAUUCUAUUUUUCCAGUGAAAUAAGAGUUAGAGAUUUUCGGAAUGACUAUAGAUAAUAGACUUAAUCUUGACAGCCACAUAUCUACUGUUUGUAAUAAAAUUAAUAGUAAAUUUAAUGUAAUGUUACGGUUCCGCAAUAUCAGCAAUGGAACGAUCUUCCCGACGAACUAAGGAACUGUACUUAUAAUGAUUUUAAGCGACGUAUGCAAAGUCUCCAUACGUUUGAAUAGUUUUCCCUAAUUUUUGUCUUAUUUUUUUGUGUAUUUUUUUUUUCAGUUUUUGGGAUCUUAAUCUGUUUCCCGAAGAUAUUAGGUAUAGUGUAACAACUCUAAAAUUCGAGUUAAAAUAAAGGUCCUUAGUUUACGUUGGUAACUCCUAACAGCACUUCAAUUGACAAACCUGAGGCCGGCUGCUCUGGGGACCUUUUUUGAAAACCUCGUUUUUGUGUGAACGGAAUGCUAAAACGGAGAAAAAUAAUCUCUGUUCAAAAUUAUCCGCAAACGUACGCGUUGGACAGGGCUGUCAGAGUGAGAAAACUUUAUUGUGUGUACAAGUUUGAGUUUUGAAUGGAACACAGCACUAGAUUAUUUUAUCAAUAAAAUGGCUGUAUUCUUACAUGCGUAAUGUCCCGGCUGCUGGGAACACGAGUGCUAAUUACAAUGUAAAAUCCAUCCGCCAAUUUAGAAAUCAGAAAUCAAUGCGAUGAAAUUAAACGAUCAUCUUCGUCGGUAAGAGGCAAACCGCAAAAUGGAAACUUGAAAAGUUGUUAUUGCGAGCCAUAAAAUGAUUGUGUUUCCGUAAAAAGCUAUAUGUAUAUAGUCUUACUAGUUACGUUUUCAAUGUAUCGCCUUUCAAUGAACAUAUGUCUUAGACAGACGAGAUUUAAUCACGUGCUUUCAGUGAAGUUGAACUGACGGAAGUUUCACGCGGAGGUAAAUUGAAAAUCGAAAGUGGGAAAUUCCCUUACUGCUUUGCAUCUAUUUGUUUGUCCGACAAAGAAAACCAUGAAAUUGUUUUUCGGUUACCUUGUGCCACAUGCGACCCACACGUUAUAAAAUUUUUUGAGGGCAGAGUAUAUUGUUUCCUUUGAAAAUGUGCGCAGUUUACAGCAGUGCAGAACUGAGAUAUUUUAGAUUGGCCAAAGGUGUAAUAGAUCACUCGACCUGUGCGUUGAGAAAAGCUUUUAAACGAGAAUGGAAUUAUCUUUACCCUUCUACGCCGUGGCAAAAUGACGGAACAAGUGGUUUACAGAUGCUUACGGAAGAAGGACUACCAUCGCGAUAUUCCCGUCUGUUCGAUCCAGUUUUUUCGAAAGAGUACCAGCCUAUAAAAGAUCAUUUGAGGCUUGGAGACCUAGAGGAAUGGGACGUCACAACGUUGGUCUUCGCUUUGUUCUACUCUCACGCUUUAAGCGGAGUACGUUCUGGUUAUCAUUGGAGAAAAGUUAAAAACGCCAUCCAUGAAAUAAAGGAAGUUCGAAACACGGUGCUUUCACACGCUUCUAAAGCGUGUAUUUCUCGGAGAACGUUUACGGCAAACUUCGAUAUUUUGAUACAAGCUGUGGAAGAUUUGCUUACAAGGUCAGAUCGUUUGGUUAAAAAACUGAAGACGUUGCGAACCGAGACAGAAUUCGUAACAGAAGAUCUCGUGAGGUACAAAGAAUUGCUACAUCAAGAUCACGACGGUCUUCUUGUUCUUGAAAGACAUCUUGAAAGACUGGAAUACAAAAUGAACAUAUCGGCGCCCAAAACAAAAGAAGAUGAUAUGUCAAGUUCUGAAGCUUCCGAAAACAGUAAAAUCAUUUCAAAGUGUUGUCGUCGAAUGGACAAGCUGGAACGUGAACUUUCAAGCCCUCAUGUUGACCUAUCGCCAUCUCGCUCUAAACCAGCAAUUUUCCACAGCGCUAGAUAUAUUCGGCUGAUCAACGAAUCCAGUUCUAUGUCUUACAAUUUUCGUUGGAAAGAACUUGACAAGUUUCUUCAGGGCUUUAACGAUGAUGUAGAUAUGGAGAUGUUUGCUGGUAUUCAGUUAGCUGUAGCGCUUAGUCAUCAAUCGAAAAAGGAUGAAUGUUUAGAAGUUCUAAAUGGACUGAUUCCAAAGGCCCUUUUGGCGAAUAAAUAUGGGUGAAUCCAAUUAUCGCCUGCCUACAUAAGUAUGGCACAGCUUAAUUUUCGGAUGUUAUGAGUCAGAAAUUGUCAAACUCAAAUCUUUGUACAUUUUACCAAGAACCCAAAGUUUACAACCGAUUUUUGACUUGCAAUUUACAUAAGCAUAGAUCAUAUGCUGAUUGCUCAUGCAUUACGACCUUUUUGUUAUUUGAACAACAAAUAUAAGCGAAAACUUCACGGGAAAAUAAGUCACGCCACAUAUCACGCGAUGACUGUUUUCAGUUUGAGUUCGUACCGAACGGUUUCAGUCUUAUCGAGGAUCAAUUGACUUUGUUUUGAAAAAGGAAGUAUUUAUUUUUGAAAAUGAAAGCAUAUAGGUAUUAAAAUAAUAUCUUUCGCGCUUUAUUUUCGUUUCCGAUACAAGUCGUUUCGACAUUGCACGACAAUUUCGAUCACUUAAAGUAUAGUUAGCGUGUGAACAAGAACGAGUGACUUUGUUUAAUGAUACACUUGUUGCGUUAUUUCUUCAUAUCGUCAUUAGCUUUUCUUUUGAAUGCUUGCAGAGUUGUACUAUAUGCCCGAAUAAAGAUUCGCAAAGCAUAUAUUUUACAUGAUCGUGGUAAAGAUGAUGAAGCCAUGAAAGAAGCAGAUGAGGCAGAAAUGAUGCUGAGUCUUGGAGACUGUCAUGAGGACAUUGCUGAAGUUAACUAUGCCAAAGCCAACAUCAUUUUGUCGUCAGGGAAAAACAGUAAAGAGGACCGUGAACGCAUUUUACAUCACUUGAAUAAAUGCAUUGAUUUCUGUGAAGAAGCUACUGUCGAUAAAAGUGUUACAAUUGUUCAAGCCAAGAUUCGCAAGGCACUUUUUCAUUUAGGUUUUUACCAACAUGGCAUCUUAGAAGAGGAGCCCAGCUCAUCAGAUGUCAGUAUUGCAGAGACUAUUUUCAACCGCAUUGCUGACCAAUCUGAGCCAAUUGCAGAAAGAAGCAAAGUAUACUUCACGUACGGUCAAUCAUUGCUUGCUUAUUGGAAGGGUGACACGAACUUGGCAACAAAGUUAGAGAACAAAGUUCGACGAAAAUGUGAUCAACAUAAAAUGUGCUAUGAGAUUCAACAGCUCGAUAUGUUGAGAACUUUGCUACGGGGCUCAGUUUAA
Molecule: messenger RNA, 6212 nt
Organism: Porites lobata
Lineage: Eukaryota; Metazoa; Cnidaria; Anthozoa; Scleractinia; Poritidae
Source: the annotation of a GenBank genome assembly